Molecule: messenger RNA, 1421 nt
Organism: Prorocentrum cordatum
Lineage: Eukaryota; Dinophyceae; Prorocentrales; Prorocentraceae
Source: the annotation of a GenBank genome assembly
UUGAAUGUGACUUCGAUGGGUCGGAUCUGGACAGCUAUCAACCACAUUGCCGUAUCCAUUUCGCUCGAGCAGCUGGAGUUUAUGACCGAUGCCGUCACAUCUACACAAACGAGGAUCGCUCUCUGAGUAGUCAAUGCGCCGAUGGCAGAUCAACCCAGGCCAGCUUGGAUGUCCAAACGCGCUGUAGGCGCGGUGCCAAAACACAACAAGGCCAACAAGGGAAACUCAUAUACUGGUGGAGGUGAGCCCAACAGCUGACCCAGGAUGCAAAGCGACAGCGACUAGAGCUUGUGGUAGCGCUGGCCAAUCUGAUGCUUAGCGACGAGGCGGAGUUGCGAGCUUCGAUCGGCGCAGUGUGCGACACGUAUCUGGUCCUAUUGUAUUCGGUAACGGUACAACUCAUGCUCGAGGUGGAGCAGUCCUUCAACGCGGAGGCGCAAGCCGAGAGAGACAUGGAGAGGGACAAAUAGAGAGAAGGAAGAGAGAGCGGAACAGGACGGGGAUCAGGCAUUCGAGAAGGAGCGGCUUUGCAUGUUUCACCUUCGAGUUGCCUCGACCAAGGGCGCGAACUUGGUGGGGCCGGAGCAGGAGAAGGUCCCCGCCCUGAAUUUCUGGGAGUGCCUGGUGCCGAAGGCCGAGAACCCCGAGAUGCUGGCGGAUCACAUCCGCUGCUGCAAGGGCCAGCAGCGGAAGACGAAGAACGGGGGGGCUCGUAGACAUUUCAGUUUCUGCUGUCGCACGAGGCCCAGGAGGCGGCGCAUCUUCUUCAGUUUAUUCGUUUAUGCUGAAGCAGGAGGGCGGCAUCAAGACGAUCCGCGGGGCGCCCAGAGAAGUUCAGGUUCGAGAGGCGCGGCGGUUGCUCGACACCGUGCAGUGAAUGGUGUUGGUCGUGGUCGUGUUUCCUCCUCUUCGGGCCCUGUGGGUUUCGACAGGAGAAUUAGUGCGUGUGCCAUGGCACUUCUGAGGGCUGGCCAGCUUUCGGAGGACGCGACUAGGCGCGUACAGGGCCAAUCCCUCCCCAAUUUUGUUAUUGUUAUCCCUCCCAAUGUCAGCCCCCCUCCUGGUCUUAAUUUUCCCUCCCUUCUUCCACCAAUUUGUGUUAGUUUCAGGAAUGCCCCUGGAAUUGGGCCUACGGUUGAGCUUUCACGUCUUACCCCCGACCGUCAUGGGGCAUGUGUUGGACGCGGAAAAGGAGCUGCUAGGGAGGCUUCGUGAGGGUUUGUGCUCACUGGUAUGAGCCUCUCCCUGAGGUCAACUUAGUGGCAUCUUUUCCUUACGCGAAGCGUGAUUCAGGCAAGGUGCUCCCCGAGGAUGGCGCGAAUUGUGGCAGUCGCUGGGCUGCGCGCCAUUGGGCGCGCCUCUGGGUCUGUGCCAGCCUGCUUGCAAUGCUGGUCAGCGCGCAGGUCGCCCCCACUGCCCUA